UCCAGGAAAUGUCAUGACAUGCUAGUUGGAGUUGAAAGAGCCACAGCAUACGUUCCACAAAUAUGUGGCAAAUAGCCAGAAGCUGCACUUCAACACACUUUGCCAGGAGCUGCUAUUAGCCUUUUCAAUUCGUUUGCCGUGAACUCCUUAAGCAAACUCAAGAAUGCACGUACUUUGCCAUUGCUGCCACAAGUUGCAGGAGCUGCAAUUAGUCGACCAUGCACGCUGGCAGCAAGAAGUUGGUAACCUUCCGGUUUCGCCGCGCACAGCUGCUGCCACUGCUGCUGCUGCUGCUGCUGCUCCUGUCUGUGGCUGGUUGCAGUCUCUUCACACCAGCUGGCAAUGCCACAUGCAACCAUAGGCUGAGUCGCUCGCGGCGAGUGGCCAUCUUCAAUGGUCAAGGCGUGCUCAAGUUUGUCUGCGGCCUGGCCUUUCCCAUACCGCAGGAGGACACUGUGCUUUCCGUUUGGGGCUUCAUCAACUAUCAAAAUCAGUUCACGCCUCCACCCGUGCCAGUUUAUUGGUGGAGUUCUUGGAACACUUCCAGCUUCGAGUCGGUGGCCAGGGAUAUCCACACGCAACUCGAGCACGAUGAGACGCGCACUUGGCUGUACGAUGUCAUUGAAACGGGUCUGGAACAAUUGGAUGCCGAAAGUGGAGCUGUGUGCCUGCUGCGCAGCAUCUGCGAGAUCUCACAGCGACCCUUCCAGCCCAGCAACCUCUUCGGCGAGCUACUAAAUGCAGUCUUGGUACCUCCUCUGGACAAUGUGGCGGGCAAGUAUCUGCAUGCCCGGGAUGGGGGACGUGCGGGCGCUGAUUGUCGCAGAACCUACAGCGAUUGCAGCCAUCAACUUUGGCGACAUCUCAGGCAUGCAGCAAGGAUAACGCUUUGAGAGCAGAAGUGUGUGAAACAGGGAAUCGAAAGAAUGCCCAAUUAAUUCAGCAAGUUAAACUCCUUUGAGCUAUAUUUAUUGGUAGCCUGAAACUCGGAUCAAAAAGUUAAUGUCCGUACAGUUAUCAUUUUCUUCUGCAAAUUCUGCUCUCUGCUUUUUAGCUCCCUUUGCUACUAUAAAUUUCUUUCGCUCAGUGUA
Molecule: messenger RNA, 1091 nt
Organism: Drosophila guanche
Lineage: Eukaryota; Metazoa; Arthropoda; Insecta; Diptera; Drosophilidae
Exons: 4
Coding region: 219-893 (224 amino acids)
Source: RefSeq, a predicted model, not a curated record